GAACAAAAAUAAAACUUGUCUACCUGUGGUAUUUCCCUUUGCGACGCAGCUCAUACACUCCCACACACCUUUUGUAUCUCCUGCUUGCCGUGGGUUUGCUGAAAAGGUGCACUUCGAAUCUUUCUCUUCCUGCAAGUUUUUUUUUUCUUGAUUACAAGGUGGAGCAAACGUUUGAUUAGAUACAUAAAAUGGCAGCGGAGGAAGUCGAUGAUAUCCAGGCCAACGUGCUGGCCAUCCCCACCUUCGAGGCGAUGGGGCUCAAGGAGGACCUGCUGAAGGGCAUGUACAGCUUUGGCUACAAGAAGCCCACCGCCAUUCAGAAGCGCUUCAUUGUGCCGUUCCUGAACGGGCGCGAUGUGAUUGCGCAGGCGUCGUCGGGUACAGGCAAGACCUCCGCCUUUUGCGUGUGUCUGCUACAGGCAUGCAAUCCGCAGAUCCGCGAGACGCAAGCCCUCAUCCUGUCUCCGACGCGCGAGCUGGCCGUGCAGACGCAGGACUUGUGCAACAACAUUGGUCAUCACAUGGGGCUCACCGCGUACGCGUGCAUUGGCGGCAAGAGCACCGAGGAGGACGUCCGUCGCCUCGAGAGCGGCAUCCACAUCAUCUCCGGCACCCCAGGUCGGGUGUUCGACAUGAUGCGACGCAAAAGCCUGCGCGUGAACGGGCUCAAGACGCUCGUUCUGGAUGAAGCGGACGAGAUGCUCGGCAAAGGCUUCAAGGCGCAGAUUCACGACAUCUAUCGCAUGGUGCCGCCGCUGCAGGUCAUUCUCGUGUCCGCCACGCUGCCGGCGGAUGUGUUGGAGAUGACGGAGAAGUUCAUGACAGAGCCGGCGAGCAUCCUCGUGAAGCGAGAUGAGAUUACGGUGGACAGCAUUAAGCAGUACUUCGUCUCCGUCGACGAGGAGCGAAACAAGUUUGACGUUCUGCUGGAGCUUUACGACAGCCUGACGAUCGCCCACGCCGUUGUGUUCUGCAACACACGCAAGAAGGUGGAGCAGCUCGCGAAGAAGAUGACGCGCGAGAAGUUCACCGUGAGCGCGAUGCACGGGGACAUGCCACAGGCCGAGCGAGACGAGAUUAUGCGUCAGUUCCGCGACGGGCACAGCCGCGUGCUCAUCACAACCGAUCUGUGGGCACGCGGCAUUGACGUGGAGCAGGUCUCGCUCGUACUGAACUACGAUCUGCCGCUGUCGCGUGAGCAGUAUAUCCACCGCGUGGGCCGGACCGGUCGCAUGGGCCGCACGGGGCUCGCCAUCACUUUCGUGCGCCGCGACGAGCUGCGCCUGCUGCGCGACAUCGAGCAGUUUUACGCCACGCAGAUCGAGGAGCUGCCGGCGAACAUUGGCGAGCAGGUGUGA
Molecule: messenger RNA, 1358 nt
Organism: Leptomonas pyrrhocoris
Lineage: Eukaryota; Euglenozoa; Kinetoplastea; Trypanosomatida; Trypanosomatidae
Product: putative ATP-dependent RNA helicase FAL1
Exons: 1
Coding region: 189-1358 (389 amino acids)
Cellular component (GO): nucleolus; catalytic step 2 spliceosome
Molecular function (GO): ATP binding; RNA helicase activity; mRNA binding
Source: RefSeq, a predicted model, not a curated record